Emiliania huxleyi CCMP1516 is the source of this 1566-nucleotide messenger RNA. Its product is annotated as ABC family protein. The record is from RefSeq and is a predicted model, not a curated record. The transcript has a single exon. The coding region runs from base 1 to 1566 and encodes 521 amino acids. NCBI's taxonomy places the organism in Eukaryota, Haptophyta, Isochrysidales, Noelaerhabdaceae.
AUGCUACGCACGCUCGCGCGAGGCGGCGCGGCGACGGUCGGCAUCGGCGGGACAGCCUUGGCGGCGUACGCCUACGGCGAUCCCGGAUUCGGCCGGCAAGUCUCGUUUUGGCGCGUCACUGGGCCGGCGGUGCUGAGCUACGCCGCCUGCUCUGCAAAGCACAAGAAGAGCGACGCUGACACGAAAGCGCGGGCCUUUGCUGCGCUGCACGACCACUAUUCGAAGGUCUCAUUGGACCUGAUCCUGGAGCUUCGAGGGCUGUACAUCAAAUUUGGGCAAGCGGCCGCUUCAAGCCCCUUCGUGCCUCAGGCGUACCGUACGCAGUUCAAGGUGCUGCAGAAUGACGUGCCGAGCGAGGAUUUCGCGGCCAUCAAGCAGGUGGUGGAGGAGGAGCUAGGUCCCCUCGACGAGCUCUUCGAAGAGUUCAGCGAGUCUGCGUGCGGUGCAGCUAGCAUUGGCCAGGCUCACGUCGCCAAGCUGCGGACAACAGGCGAGACAGUCGUCGUGAAGGUGCAGUACCCGUCCGCCGCUCGCAUAUUUUUGGCCGACGCGCAGUGCCUCCGCACGCUCAUUUCCCUAGCCAACCCGGAGGCGCUGCCCGCCUUUGAGGAGUUCGAGAAGCAGCUGGCCCUCGAGCUCGACUACCGCGCGGAACUCGCCAACCUGACCGCCAUCUUCGACGCCAUUAUGCCUACCUUUGCCGACCGCGUCGUCGUGCCGCGGGCGCACAGCACGCUCAGCACGGGCAGGGUGCUCACUUUAGAGUACCUGCCUGGGCCGAAGCUCGAGGGCGAGAUGCGGCGGCAGAUGGCCGCGCUGGGGAUGCGCGUCGACGAAUCUGAGUCGAUGCGCGACUGGAUCCAGCGCCUUGAGGCGCAGACGACGCAGCCGGCAACGGAGGCCGACGACGACGAACGAGAGCCGUGGCGCGCGUGGCUGGGGCGUGUCGGCGCGCGCGUGGUGGGCAUCGACGCGGCGCUGUGGGUAGUUGGCAAGGUGCUUGCCACGGGCGGCGCUGCUGGCGGCGCGGGCGGGCUGCGGAGUCAGGAGGAGCUGCGCACGUGCUUGCACUCGCUCGUCGAGGUCCACGGCUUCGAGAUCUUUGUGCACGGGCUCUUCAAUGCGGACCCUCACCCGGGGAAUCUCAUCGCGAUGGGCGAUGGGAAGGUCGGGCUGAUCGACUACGGUCAGUGCAAGCGUCUGGAGGAGGGGCCAAGACGAGCUAUUGCGGAGCUCAUGGUCAAGGUGGCCGACGACGCGCCGCACGCAGAGGUGGCGGCGGCGUUUCGCCGCGUGGGCGUGCGCACGGAGCAUGGAGGCGACGAGUUCCUCGGCAAAAUGGCGCGGCUGAUGUUUGGGCGCGUCUCGGUCGAAAUGCUCGAGCCCAAGUGGCACCGCGAUCUGCACAAGACCGACAAGAUGACGCAUUACCCGCCCGACCUGCUCAUGGUGCACCGCGUCGCCCUCAUCCUCCGCGGCCUCAGCGUCGCGUGCCGCGAAAACGUGUCGAUUGCCGAGCUUUGGCGUCCGCACGCCGCGGCCGCCUUGGACGCCGGGCCGGACUGA